Messenger RNA from Megalobrama amblycephala (Wuchang bream), 2442 nucleotides. RefSeq names its product tumor necrosis factor, alpha-induced protein 8-like 1 (gene tnfaip8l1). Gene Ontology annotation, cellular component: cytoplasm. Gene Ontology annotation, biological process: regulation of apoptotic process. The record is from RefSeq and is a predicted model, not a curated record. Bases 272 to 832 code for a protein of 186 amino acids. The transcript is spliced from 2 exons. NCBI's taxonomy places the organism in Eukaryota, Metazoa, Chordata, Actinopteri, Cypriniformes, Xenocyprididae.
CCCUCAAGUUUGAAACUUUUCGAAAAGGUGGAGUCAGGUUACAAACUCUGGUAACCAAACGCGAAAAGAGGGAGAAGAAAACACUUCAAUUAUUCACACCAGCGGCUCAGACCCAACACAUACCUGUCGGACACAUUUUACCGGCCUUAUAAGACAGUUUUAAGUCUUGUGUUGGUUGUUUAUUGGCUGUCAGUGUUAUUAGAUGGAGAUUUGAAGUACGAAAGAUAGACUUUAGACGCCCAGUAUCCGGUUGAAAUAGGCGAGAGACAUCAUGGACUCGUUCAGCACAAAGAACCUGGCCCUGCAGGCCCAGAAGAAGCUCAUGAGCAAGAUGGCGACCAAGGCGGUGGCCAACCUCUUCAUAGACGACACUAGCAGUGAGGUACUGGACGAGCUUUACCGGGUGACCAAAGAGUACACGCGCAACCGCAAGGAGGCCCAGAAGAUCAUCAAGAACCUCAUUAAGAUGGUGGUGAAGUUGGGCGUCCUCUACCGCAACGGCCAGUUCAACAACGAGGAGCUCGCGCUGGUCGAGCGCUUUCGAAAGAAGGUGCACACGCUCGCGAUGACGGCCGUUAGCUUCUACCAGAUCGACUUCACCUUCGACCGCCGCGUCAUGAGCAACUUACUCAACGACUGCCGCGAACUGCUGCACCAGGCCAUCAACCGGCACCUGACGGCCAAAUCUCACGGCCGUAUCAACCACGUCUUCAAUCACUUCUCCGACUGUGACUUCCUCGCGACGCUAUACGGACCUUCGGAAGUGUACCGCGGCCACUUGCAGAAGAUCUGUGAAGGAGUCAACAAGAUGCUGGAUGAUGGCAAUCUUUGAUGACUACCUGUUGUCUUUAUGGAAAUUAUUUGAACGUUUUCUUCAAAUGGAGCUUAAGCUCAGAAGAUCUUGUGCCUUAUUUGUGCAUUGGACGCUAAACGAAUGUAGAACAUAACGUCGUUCUCCUUGGCUCCUGUCUUUUUAGACACGACUCACGAGGUGGUUUACAGCGCAAACUCAACGCGACCCAACGCAAAUCUCGCUCCUGUUUGUCUGAAGGUAAUUUAAGAACUCAGAUUCACUAUCAGAGGAAAUGAAGGACCAUUUUCAAACCUUUUGAAGCCGAGAGGAAAUAUUAAUUUCAAGCACUGCAAACACAAAACGCACUGGUGUAUGAAACGUUUUAUCUCUAAUUUUAGGAAAUGAGUCUGCAGCAUCAAACUCUCGCUUCCAAUAAAUAGAUAGAAACGCUAACUCAAAAGGACUUUUUUUUUUUUUUUUUUUUUUUAUCUGAUGAUCAUCUUGAGUUUGAUUCUGAACUAUUUGUAAAAUCACCCCUGUGAUUUCCAAACUUGGUCAUAUGUGGUUUACGUCCGUCUUAUGUUUGUUUUUCACUCCAUACCGCCCUUGCUGAUGGGAGGUCUUUACCAUGAUGCAGUUUCUUGCCGAGGAACGAAGAAAUGUGCUAGAAUGUCACUGUACUACCUUUCAGCAUGUUUAUUUGCUGUUUUAAUGAAGGUUUUAUAUGUAUAAAUUCAUGCCUGAGCCGUUAUUUUUCCCUUAUACUUCAUUUGAUUGUUUUUAAAUUAUAUGAACACAGAAUUCAAUGUCCCAUUUCUGCUGUCAUUGUGUUUUAGCUCCAGCAGUUUUGACAGAGAUCAAAGGAAUACUUUGGGUAUUAUACUGGGUAAAGUUAAGCUCUUUCGACAUCCCUUGUGGAACGUUGGUUACCACAACAAAACUGUAAAAGCUACCGAAAGAAAUGCAGUGCGCUUAAUAGAAGUCUAUGAGGCAACUGUGUACUUGUCUCAUAGACCGCCAUUGUAAGUGCAAAUCUGCCCACAUUUUUAUGUUUGUGCGUGUUCUUGAUUAUAACCUAGAAUGUUCCAGUCUUUUUACAAAAUGGCCUAAAGUUUGAGUUAUUUGGAUAAUUUUGGGACUUAAAGGGUCUUAUUGAACAGUUUAAUGCGCAUUCUUAGCCUCCGUUUCUUUAUCUAUGCACUUAUUUUUAUUUCCUUUUGUAAAUCAAUAACAGAGGGUUGUCUGAAUUUGUCGUCUUGUGACUAGAUUGAGUAAAGCUAAAGCUUACAAAUAAAGUAUCAAAUAUUCCAAGGGAAAAAAGUGAAACUUGCGAGAAACUCCUCAGACUUUGGCAGCAGUCAAAGCCAUACCUCCUGAUUAUCCUCAAACCUCUCAGGGUUCAGUCUUGAGUGCGUCUUAGUUGUGGCGUUUUGGCCAAUUUAAACCGAUUAAGGACCGAAUACCUUGAUUUGUUUUGCAGAUGUCACCUGAGCAUUACAAGACUGUCAUUCACAUUUACCACAUGUUUUUAGAGUACAAUUUUCGUUAGUCACAAACAAGUAAUGUUCAUGUACGUUGUUUUCUUUGUUUUCUAGAAACUAUGUAUAUAAAUACAGUAUUUGUGUUUUUGUGUACAUAUAUAUAUAUAU